This is a messenger RNA of Theobroma umbraticum, 6521 nucleotides long. The record is from RefSeq and is a predicted model, not a curated record. Lineage: Eukaryota; Viridiplantae; Streptophyta; Magnoliopsida; Malvales; Malvaceae.
GUGAUUAAUUAUCACCAGAAACGGUCCUUGAAGAAAUGCUACCAUUCUCGUCGCUGCUUUCUAGCCAUAUUCGGUUCUUGCUACAGAGUGUAGACGACUCCAAUUUCAGUCAGGUUCUUCGUGAGCUCCGUCAGACUGUUGAAUAUGGGAUCGAGGGAAGCAUCUUGCUGGUACAGACAUGCUUGGAUCACAUGAAUCUUCUAGGGGAAGAUAUGCAAAAAAAGCAAUAUAUGUUGGACAUAUUUUCUGCAGUAUUCAGUUGUCUAUUAGACCACCCGAAUUUUAGUACUGUGUUUUGUGAAGCAUUCAGAAACUUGAUUAUCAGCAAAAAAUUCCUUAGGGAUUUUUGCAAUGAAUUACAAUUGUCAGUCUUUGAGAAAGUUGCCCUUGGUCUUGCUUUGGCAGACUCAGAGAAUGCUGAGGUCAGAACUACUGGUCAGGACUUUAGCAUUGGAUUGAUAGAGGAGUCAUGCAGAAAUCCUGCCUCUGUUGAUUCUGUUGAGGAGAUUCAGAAUGUAAUUCUGUUCUUGUAUCAGUCAGAGGGCCUAAUCAAGUAUGUGGACUCCUUUAUGCAAAUGGUGGCUCUGAAGUAUCCAAAAGAGAGGACCCCUCUUACGUUAGUUCCGUGGCUCAAAGAUGAUGUAACGGAGGCUAGGCUUCCGAGGAAUUUGGAUAUGUUUCAAAGUUGCAAUGAAAAUGAUUUUGAUUUCCUUCUGGUGGAGAUGGAGAGUGAGACUAGCAUGGCUGAUAUAAUGAGAGAAGUUGGAUACAGAUGUACAACUGAUUCUACACAUUGCAAAGAGGUUUUGUCAAAUUUCUUACCUUUGAAUGAAGUUACUCUCUCUAGAAUACUUAGCACUGUUGCCCGUACAUAUACUGGCCUUGAGGACAGUCAACUUUCACAUUCAAUUUUCUGCUCUGCAAUUGGUAGCAGUGCUGCAUUUGAUAUAUCAUGCCCAGGCUCUUGGAAUGUGGACGUUUUGGUGGAUUCAAUUAAGCAACUUGCUCCUGGAACCAACUGGAAUACUGUCAUGGAACAUCUCGAUCAUGAGGGAUUUUACAUUCCUAACAGCCAAGCAUUUUCAAUUUUCAUGUCAAUUUAUGCAUACGCAUGUCAGGAUCCUUUCCCUCUUCAUGCUAUAUGUGGCUCUGUCUGGAAGAAUGUUGAUGGUCAAUUAUCUUUUCUAAGAUAUGCUGUAUCAGCCCCACUUGAGAUUUUUACCUUUGAACAUUCUGUCAGGAAGCUAGCAUAUGUUGAAGCAUGUGAUCACCAUAAGCUUCAAGCCAUACAAGGAAACCAUGCAUGGUUAUCCCUCGACUUGCUUGAUGUGUUGUGUCAAUUAGCUGAGAGGGGCCGUGCCAAUUCCGUUCAAGCAAUUAUUGAGUACCCUCUCAAACACUGCCCUGAAGUUUUACUCCUUGGAAUUGCUCAAAUUAAUACUGCUUACAACCUCCUCCAGCAUGAUGUUUCUUCCACCAUUUUCCCCAUAGUUGUUGAAAAAUCUAUGGGUAGCUUGAUUCUUCAUCUUUGGCAUUCUAAUUCCAAGUUUGUGGCAUGUGGUUUCAUGGACAUGAUUAAAGCUGAUGAAAGCAGCAUAAUUGGAAUGUUGGCCAUUUGCCAUGAACAGAAGAUUUUAGCAACUUUCUUGGAGCAAAUUCCAUUUUCUUUCAGUAUUCGACUGGCUGCAUUUGCUUCCCAAAAAGAAUACUUGUGUCUGGAGAAGUGGUUGAAUGAUAAUCUGAAUGCUAAUAAAGACAUUUUUGUUAAGGAAUGCCUAAAGUUUUGGAACGAGAUUUCUUUAGAUGCAGCAGAAGAUAUGACCCCUGAUUUGUUUCAUCAUCCUAGCACUGUUGAGAAUAUAUAUUCCAAGACAAGUUCAACAUUUCUAAAGGUUUUUCGAGCUAAUAUUGAACAGAUCACUUCUGACCAUCUUGCUGAAGAAUUGAAAAGAUUGAAUAGAGCUUCUAUGCUUUUCAAGCCUCAACCUCAGAAUGUUGGAACUUCUGAUUCAUCAAUUUCUUGUGGAUAUGCUAAUGAUAUAGAGGCUGAAGCAGGUUCUUAUUUGUAUCAGAUGUUUUCUGGUCAGAUGCCUAUGACUGUUAUGAUUCAAAUGCUUUCACAAUUCAAGAAAUCUUCACAGAAAAGGGAACAAUUGAUUUUUAAGCAUGUGAUACAAAAUUUAUUGGAUGAGUACAGGUUCUUCCCUAGGUAUCCAGAAAAGCAGCUUACUAUUGUUGCUGUCCUUUUUGGUUCUCUAAUAAAACAUCGGCUUGUAACUAAACUCAGACUUGUUGUUGCUCUGAAUAGUGUGCUAGAUGCAUUGUGUAUGCCCACAGACUCAAAGAUAUUUUUGUUUGGAACCAAAGCUUUAGAGCAGUUUCUAGAUCGUUUGGUUGAGUUCCCACAGUAUUGCAGUCAUAUUUUGCAAAUAUCUCAUUUGCAUGGAACUCAUCCAGAGCUUGUUGAUUUUGUUGAAUGUGCUCUUGCUAGGAUUUCAUCAAGUUCCUUGGGAAAAGAUGAAGAGAACGCCUACGUUCACCAUGAUGGUUUUACUGAAGCUACUUCAGAAAGUUCAGAGACUGUGUCAUCACAAAAGGCAAUGGCAGUUACACCCACUGCUUCUGAUUUUCUUCAUUCUUCUAGGAGAGUUACUUCAACUAGGUUUGGUUCUGCUCUAAAUAUUGAAACACUUAUUGCAGCAGAUGAGAAGAGGAAUACUCCUCUCAAGACUCCUGCAUCCAAUGUUCAGGAUGAGAUAUUUUUUAUGAUUAAUAAUAUUUCCUCAUCAAAUGUUGAUGCUAAAGUGAAGGAAUUUACUGAGAUUCUUAGUCAGCAAUGUUAUCCAUGGUUUGCCCAGUACAUGGUGAUGAGAAGAGCAAGCAUCGAGCCGAAUUUUCAUGACUUGUACUUGGAGUUUCUGAAGAAAGUCAAUUCAAAAAUAUUGAAUGAAGAGAUUGUAAAGGCUGCAUAUGAUAAUUGCAAGGUUAUUUUGCGAUCUGAGCAUAUAAGGUCAAGCUCAGAAGAGCGCUCCUUGCUGAAAAAUUUAGGUAGUUGGCUUGGGAAGUUCACUAUUGGCAGAAAUCAAGUACUAAGGGCCCGAGAAAUAGAUCCCAAAGCUUUAAUAAUAGAGGCAUAUGAGAGGGGCUUGAUGAUAGCUGUGAUUCCAUUUACCUCAAAGAUUUUGGAACCAUGCCGAAGUAGUCGUGCUUACAAGCCUCCAAAUCCUUGGACUAUGGCAAUCCUUGGUUUACUUGCAGAGAUCUAUGCAUUGCCAAGUCUAAAAAUGAAUCUCAAAUUUGAUAUUGAGGUUCUAUUUAAGAGCCUGGGUGUAGAUAUGAAGAAAGCUAACCCAACAUCUCUUCUAAAAAAUCGUCUUCGUAAAGUAGAAGGAAAUCCUGAUUUUUCCAACAAAGAUGUUGGGGCACCUCAGCCUCCAGUGGUUACUGAAAUUAACUCUGAAAUCAAGUCUACACUGAAUAAAGUUUAUCUACAGCAUGAGAUAGUCAAUACAUCUCGUUCUGAUGACCAAUUAGAGCUGGCUUCACGAAUCGCUGAUAUUGGAAGUCAAAUUAUCUUCAGUGAAGAACUCAGCACUUUGGGCUUGCAUCAUUUGCUGAGAGUUGUCCCCAUUGCUAUGGAGAGGGCUAUCAAAGAACUCCUGUCUCUGGUGGUAGAACGCACUGUUCCCAUAGCAAUCCAGACAACAAAGGAAGUUGUUCUAAAGGACUAUGCUAUGGAAUCAGAUGAAACCUGCAUAUAUGAGGCUGCACAUUCAAUGGUAGCUAGUCUGGCUGGAAGUCUAGCUCAUGUGACAUGCAAGGAAACUCUUCGUACUUCAAUAUCACGUCAACUAAGGGAUUCAUUUCAGGGUUUGAAUGUUCCCAAUGAACAUCUUGAACAAGCUGUUGCUCUUGUUAUCAAUGAUAACCUGGAUUUGGGGUGUGCAGUAAUUGAACAUGCUGCAGUUCAGAAGGCAUUACAAACCAUUGACCGUGAAAUUACUCAGCAACUUUCUGUAAGAAGGAAGCCUACAGAGCGUAUUGAUCCUUCAUAUUAUGAUGCAAACAUUAAUGCACAAGGUCCUAUGACUGUUAUAUCAGAGUCCCCUCUCCUCAGACCAGGGCACGUAUCGCACUCACAACAGCAAGUAUAUGAGGAGUUUGUUCAUUUCUUCCGGAAAAAUCAAGCUGGUCAGAACUCAAAUGUGGUGCCUGCUUCAUCUGCUGCUCCAGGACAGCUUAACCGUGGCUUGUACUUAUCUGGGAUGGAUGCAGUUAAUUAUCCCUUGGAUCUCAUUUCUGAGGAGAUUGACGCUAACCAGCCUGUUGCGAACCAAAGUUCCCUCAGUUCUUUGUCCCCAACUGCUGCUGCCCCUGAAGUGCAUUCUGAGGAGGUGUCCAAUGCCAGAAAAGAAUUGAGAGCUACUGCAGAAUCAUUGCCUACAACUCCCAUUGAUCAACUGGGAAGUGGAAUCUUGGAGCCCUCAUUAUCUAUGUCAGAUGUACUGGAAAAAUAUCAAAUAAUUUCCCUGAAGUUGGAGAUUUUGUUGACUAAAGAAUCUGUAGAGGAAGAGAUUGAUAGAGUUGUUUUCCAGAUUCCAAAGAUCAUACUUAAAUGUGUUAGUCGAGAUGAGGCAGCCCUUGCAAUUGCGCAGAAGGUUUUCAAAAGUUUAUAUGAGAAAGCUUCAAACAGUUCGCAUGUCGGUUUACAUAUUUCAAUUCUGGCUGCUAUUCGUGAUGUUUGCAAGCUUGUUGUCAAGGAGGUUACUAGUUGGGUGAUUUAUUCGGAUGAGCAUAGGAAGUUCAAUACGAAUGUAAUUGUUGGCCUUAUGCGCAAGGGUUUGCUUAAUCUUGCUGAAUACAACAAGCAUAUGGCAAAGCUUAUUGAUGCUGGAAAGAAUAAAACUGCAACAGAGUUUGCAAUUUCUCUCCUCGAAACCUUGUUGAUUCAGGAAUCAAGUCUAACUUUGUCAGAACUUCCCAAUCUUAUUAACUCCUUGGCAAAGGUUGCAGCAAGACCUGGAUCUCCUGAAUCAUUACAAAAAUUGCUUGAGAUGGCAAAGAAUCCUCUAGAAAGUGCUGCAAGUCCUUCUGGUAAUAUUGUUGGCAAGGGGGACUGGACCAAGCAUGCUACAGGCAAAAAGCACUCUGAUCAUUCCAUGACAAGUAGGGAUGGCAAUGUCAAUACUGAAUCUGUAUCAGCGGAUCUUGCUGGUUUUUAUGACCAGCUACAGGUUUCUGUGCUGUUCACUGAAUGGUACCAAACAUACAUACUUCCUGGUGCAAAUGAUGCAGCUUGUGCAUAUUUUGUCUCAAAAUUGCAGCAAAAUGGAUUUCUGAAUGGUGGUGAUGUGUCAGAUCGUUUUUUUCAAUUUCUCAUGGAGCACUCUAUUGCCCAUUGUCUCUCUUCUGAGAGAAUUGGUUCUAGUUUGUCAUUGCAGUCUCCUCAAACUGCACAGGAUCUCUCAUUUCUUGCAGUUGAUGCGUAUGCAAAGCUUGUCGUUGUGAUUCUGAAGUAUCAUGCAAUGGAGCAUCUUUUGUCAAAGAUAUUUCAAUUGACUGUUAAGGUGAUUAAGAGGAAUGCUGAGGAGAAGAAGGCAUCUUUUAACCCAAGGCCAUAUUUCAGGCUGUUUGUUAACUGGCUUUUUGACCUUGUUUCACCAUAUGCAGUCUUAGAUGCUGCCAACAUUCAGGUUUUGAUUGCUUUUGCAGAGGCUUUCCAUGCAUUUCAGCCUCUUAAAGUUCCUGCUUUCAGCUUUGCAUGGCUUGAGUUGAUAAGUCAUAAGCGCUUCAUGCCGAAAUUGCUCACAGUCAAUGCACCAAAAGGUUGGGUUUAUGGGCAGCUUCUGCUGGUUGAUUUGCUCAAAUUCAUGGAGCCUUAUUUGAGGAAUGCCAAACUUGAAAAGGCGAUUAAACAUCUAUGCGAAGAAACGUUAAAAGUGCUGUUUGUGUUGCUGCAUGAUUUCCCUGAGUUUCUGGUUAGUUAUCACUUCAGCUUCUGUGAUGUAAUUCCUUCCAGCUGCAUUCAGAUGCGAACUAUUAUCCUUAGUGCCUGUCCACGCAAUAUGCAGCUGCCUGACCCUUCUACACCAAACUUAAAGAUUGAUUUAUUGCAAGAGAUGCAUAUACCACCAUGUGUAUUUUCUGAGGUUGAUGCCGCUUUAGGAGCUAAGCAGAUGAAAAAUGAUGUAGAUGAGUAUCUUAAGACACGACGGCAGGCAUCUCCAUUCUUAUCAGAGCUGAAGGAGAAAUUACUGCUGCCACAGGAUGAGGCAGCACAAGCUGGGACCCGAUACAAUGUGCCCAUGAUAAACUCCCUCGUCCUGUAUGUUGGAAUGCAGACCAUCCAGCAAUCACAGAAAAAGACCACACCUAGCCUCGCACAACAGAUGACCUGCAAUGGUCCCAUGCAAUUGUAUGCGAUGGGUCCUGUUUUAGCUCUUUUCCAAACGUUGAUAAUGGACCUGGAUGCAGAAGGGCGCUACCUUGUCCUUAAUGCGAUUGCAAAUCAGUUAUUUUAG